Corvus hawaiiensis (hawaiian crow) is the source of this 5279-nucleotide messenger RNA. It is a transcript of the gene SLC16A12, whose product is annotated as solute carrier family 16 member 12. The transcript is spliced from 7 exons. Gene Ontology annotation, biological process: monocarboxylic acid transport; transmembrane transport. NCBI's taxonomy places the organism in Eukaryota, Metazoa, Chordata, Aves, Passeriformes, Corvidae. The record is from RefSeq and is a predicted model, not a curated record. Gene Ontology annotation, molecular function: monocarboxylic acid transmembrane transporter activity. The coding region runs from base 480 to 1952 and encodes 490 amino acids.
AAAGAUUGCCAAACUGCAGCAUGAUUCCUAAUGGGGAGGAAGGGCUGGUGUAUGUGACAGAGGGCCACCCUUAUGCACAAGUUCUGGUGUUAUUUCCACUCUUGAGUGUUGCCUGACUUUGGAACCGUUUAAAAAUAUCUUAUGAAAUGCCUGAGAGCACUGAUCCACAAAUCCCAGUACUGACUUUGCUUCCACGGGAAGAAAAAAAUCCCUCUUAAUGCGAUGAAAGCUCCCGUGGCACUGCUGAGACGCACUUUUUCGUGUUGGUGAAGGUACCACGAAGGAGAGACUCCGAUGACAGCUUGACGGAGCCGGGCGAGGGGCAGCGCUCGGCCGAGCCCACCGGGGCCCGCUGCGGGGAGCGGCAACCAGUCAGCCAGAUGGCCGGUGACCCAUGUGCCCAGCAGCCCCAGCCCAUGCUUGGCAUGAGGGCCAGAGCCAUCUGCUGCCACUGAGGCGAGGAGCAGGCAGGGAUCGCCAUGGCCUCAUCCCGGCGGGCCCGGCACACAGGCCCUCCCGACGGAGGCUGGGGAUGGAUGAUCGUCGCUGGUUGCUUCCUUGUCACUAUCUGCACCAGGGCCGUGACCAGGUGCAUCUCAAUUUUUUUUGUGGAGUUCCAGGCAUACUUUGGGCAGGAUUAUGCCAGAACUGCUUGGAUCCACUCCAUUGUUGACUGUGCUACGAUGCUCUGUGCCCCACUUGGGAGUUUAAUCAGUAAUCAUGUAUCCUGCCAAGUUGGUAUCAUGCUAGGAGGGCUGCUUGCCUCUACUGGACUAAUUCUGAGUUCAUUCGCCACCAGUCUGGAACAUCUCUACUUAUCGUUAGGAGUCCUCACAGGGCUUGGGUUUGCACUUUGUUAUUCUCCAGCCAUCGCGAUGGUGGGCAAAUACUUCAACAAAAGAAAAGCACUGGCGUAUGGAAUAGCCAUGUCAGGCAGUGGAAUUGGUACCUUCAUCCUGGCCCCUGUGGUCCAGCUCUUAAUUGAGCAGUUUUCCUGGCGAGGAGCUUUGCUCAUCCUGGGAGGUUUUGUUUUAAACCUCUGCGUCUGUGGUGCCUUGAUGCGGCCUAUUUCUCUUAAGGAGGAUUGUAAAACUGCUCCUGAAUUUCUUCAACAGGGUUAUGUCCCUGAAACAGAGAAACAAGACUUAAAGCGAACGUUCAUCUGUUCACCUUUAAUCAAAUUAUGGCCUCAUGAAUGUUUAUGCUACUGUUCAUGGAAGGAAUAUGACUUUUUGCUGAUGCCAGGCUUCAUGGUGCUGGCAGUGUCAGUUUUAUUUAUGGCAUAUGGCUGCAGCCCUCUUUUUGUCUACCUAGUGCCUUAUGCCUUGAGUGUUGGAGUGAGUCAUCACCAGGCUGCCUUCCUCAUGUCCAUACUUGGUGUUAUAGACAUCGUUGGUAAUAUCACCUUCGGAUGGCUAACAGACAGAAGGUGUCUGAAGAAGCAUCGGUACUUUUGCUACCUCUUUGCUGUGGGAAUGGAUGGCCUCUGUUGUCUUUUCCUACCAAUUCUCCAAAGCUUCCCCUUGCUUGUGCCUUUCUCAUUUACCUUUGGCUACUUUGAUGGAGCAUAUGUAACGCUGAUCCCUGUCAUGACAGCAGAUGUAGUGGGAACUUCUUUGUUAUCAUCAGCACUGGGCGUUGUGUAUUUUCUCCACGCCAUACCAUAUCUAGUGAGCCCACCUGUGGCAGGCUGGCUUGUGGACACAACUGGCAGCUACACUGCAUCAUUUCUCCUGUGUGGAUUUUCUAUGAUAUUUAGUUCUGCACUAUUGUGCUUUGCAAGACUAGCAAAGAAAAUCAAAAGAACACAUUUGCAGUCCCUCGCUGGUAACACAGCCUUGAAAGAGCACAUCUGGACAAAUGGAGCAAUAGCUUAUUCUGUCACAGCAGAAUUAGACCAGAAGGAUGUUGAAUUUUUGGCUGUGGAUACAAACAGCUUCAGCAACAGGUGACAAGUGCCAUCGAGAUUCAGUAUGGCACAGCCUGAGACAGACAUGGUUCUGUAGUGUUGCACUCUUGAAGAUACUUCUCCUGUGAAACAAGACAUCUCUCAAUUAGAAUUUUCUGUCAUGUUUUAGUUGGCUUAAAUCUAUGUACAGCAAGAGUAAUACUAAGUUAAUGCAGUAAUAGAAGAAAGCUAGACUGAAAAUAGGGUUUGCAUAUACAAGUGUUCACAGAUUUACUUGAAAUGCAAUGUUGACUCCACAGGUAUCAGUCACCAAAAGUGAACAAUAACAUUUACAUUCACAAAUAUUAAUUACACAAGCUUUUUCAUUUUGUGGUCUAGUGUGUUUCAAUGGACUAAUCACAUACACUGUGAAAAAAUCUCUGCAUUUGUCAGUCUGCAUGAAACUCUUUGCAAAUCAUUGCUUCAAAUGCCAAAGUAAUCAGUUUGUUUUGCUUUUGGUUUUUCAAGAAAAUCUGGAAAGAAAUUGAUUUAUGCUGAAAGUAUCUCUGGAGCAGCUUUAUUUUUACAAUGUGCCUGCACUUUGUACAUACAUUGCAAUUUAAUUUCAAAUAUGGCUUUAGACCUGCUUUCCCAAGCCCUUUACAGCAAAAAAAAUUUUUUUUUCUUCUGUAUAGCUUUAAAAUUUGAAUUUCUAAACAGUGACAUUCUGGGUGUGAUCUUCCAGCUGGUCCUUGUCUUGGAGGGUGGAAAAGGUGCUGUGGUGGCUCUACCAUCUGAAGAGGAGUAAAUUUGUGCCAGGGGACUGGGUAUGCUGAUAGACAAAUGUGCUUUAGCUGCAUUAGUUGGAAGAAGCCCAAAGGCGGCCCAAGAAACCUGAGAGAUUCCUGUGUUUGCAAACACAGAGCCUCCUCCUCUUGUAAAAUCAGCACCUAUUAGAGAAUUUGGACCUAUCUGGAGCCCAUGCAACCAACUGACUGAGAGAUUGCCCACCCCACAGGCUGACAGGGGAGAGGAUGUUGGCAGAAUUGUUUCUGUGUAUUGCAGUGGCAAGUCUGUCUCUUUUCAGAGCUGGAAGCUGUAUCUUCAGGUGGUGCAAAUUGCUCAUUGCAGAGCUGUCAGGUCACUUUUCCUUGAUGGCUAGAACACAAGAGCUGUGAUUGAUGAUUUCCUGCAACUUGUGUGAGGAAUAUACUCCAAUUGGCUGCUUCACAGAAGCUGGGGAGUGAAUGUAGCUCAUGGAGUAACUUACUGAUGUGAUGGUCUAAUGAAUACUGGGAUGUUCCUACAUUUCCAGAGUGAAAGUAUUGUCAGCAAUGGGGGAACUUCACAUUCCGGAAACACAAAUAGUUUCAGUGUUUUAAUUCUGUAUCAAGCUGUAUUCUGUUCAUUAACAAAUUUAUCAGAGUCCAAAUAAUUUUCAUUAACACUGAACCAAUAGUUUUGUUAGUCUGCAGAGUGUUCAGUGGCUGCUCAUGGUGUCCUUUUCCACUCUGUGCCUUGGAAGGGAAAGCAACAUAGACUGAUGUUCACCAAUUUGAUUUAGACCAAGAGUACAGCCAUAGGGGUAUAAUACAUUUAUACAUAUAUACACAAACAUAUAUAUAUAUAUAUAUAUAUAUAUGAAUAGCAUGUGUAUCAAGUAGUUUUAUUAUCCAAGUGUAUUUCAAAUAUAUUAAAGUUGUUUGACUUCAAUUGCCUGCGUUUAAAUAAAGCAUUUCUCACUGCCCUGCUUCAGGAAUGUAGUCAGAGCCAGUAGCACGAUAUAUGUGCACAGACCACAGAAUAAGUGAGAGGAGUGCAAAAUCUUCUUAAAGCCAACGAUAUAACUUUUCUUCAGCUCAGCAUGAAAAUUGACUCUUGGGCCCCAGUUUUGUUUCUAACAUAUAUUCAUAAAAAACACAAAAAUUAUCCAUGGGUGUUUCUUAAUGAGUUAGGAAAAAUAUGCACUUUUGGAAAAAAAUGAAGUGUUUUCAUUAAUUAGCAUUGAUGAAGAUAAUGUUUUAGAUCUUAAUGUAAUAUUUUGUUACUAAAAAAGGAAUAGUGUGAGCAACAAAAAAUGUAAGUUAUUUUGAAUAAGUUAUUAAUUACCACUGUAAAUAGAUUUACAGAAGUUUAAUUACUUUGUUUAUGACAUCACAACACAUCACCAGCUCUUCAUGCCAGAACUGCACAUUGUAAAAGCCUGUUGGAAUAAUGCCAUAUGCUUUUUUAUCAAUGUAAACUAUACCAUGUAAUACAUUAUUAGCUUUUUUUUAUUAUUAUUUCAAGAUUUUUUUCAUAGGCUUUUCUCUUUCUGUUUUUUAAGCAGUACUUCUUGUUUUAAAUAUCUUAUUUAGCAACAAACAUUCAACUGGUUUUAUAUACAGACCUUUUGUAGAGAAUGGUAAAGUUCUUUCAGGGCUUUCUAACACUGUUUCUGCUCUGACUUAUGCCAAUGGAAAAGAGCUUAUAUACCAGAAUGAUAAUUUUUGUGCAUAAAACACACUGUGAAAUAUCAGCCCUGUCAUGAAUGCCCCCAGUAACAAACAGAAGGAAGGAAGGAGUAACGAGAAAUGACCUGCAUGUGGAAGAAAUGAGAAUACAAUCCAGGCUGGUGAAGCCUCAUGCCAAACUUCUAGCUCUUGGUCCACACAGCACAAGAUGAACUGUUCAGCUUCAUUCUGCCAUGUGAAAUAUUUCAAGCAACGCAUUAUAGAAGUCUCUGGCUUACAAUAUUUUUGAAGAAUGGUUUAGUGUAUCUGCAACAUUUUGUUUCAGAGAUCAUAAUAUUCAGGCUGUCCUCCAUGGAGGACAUUUCCUGGCAUGGCACAGUGUGGGAAUAAGCCAAGACACCCGAGCUAGCUGUGAAAAAUUUGCCAGACUAACACUGUAUGUUUGAUGAUUUAGGGGUCUUUUCCAACUUUAAUGAUUCUGUAAUUCUAUGUUUCCACCAGCCUUGAUGGAUACAAGCAUUGAUGGAUAUGAGCUCGGCUGGAGAAGUGCACUGCUGAGCCUGUCUGGCUCUUCCCAGGACAGUGUGGUGGGACUUGGGGUGACAUCUGUCCGACAGAGUCUAUCUCAGAUGGGAGAUAUCCUACCUGGGACUAUGUUCUGUUCUGUGCAGUGGAUGGAAAUUCAGUGUAAGUAAGUGAAACUGCUUAUGGCUGCUGAAGUUAUCCCAUCUGUUUCCAUUCCAUGAGGUUUGAAAUGGGGAAAUAAUUAUUAUUUUCAAAUUAUUCAUAUUAUAGCGAUAAUCUGGAACAUUUAAUAAAUUGUACCUUGAAAAGCUGUGUGAAAACAACAUUGGAAAAGUCAAGCACCUUCUGUUGAAAAAUGACUCUUUUUUUCAGAAAAAGCAUUCAUUAAACUUUCCUGUCAGCUUGGAUAAUAA